AUGGAAUCAAAUAUUGAAACGAAAUGUUAUAAAGGUGUUCAAAAAUUAAACAAACUAUAUGUUUUGAUAUCUGUAAGCGCCCCUUCUUCAUCGGAAUCACAAAAUCACAAUGGGUUUUACAUCUCAACUUUUGACUUUGAGUCAUAUUUUAAAUCAAACAUACUACUUCAAUAUGGAAUCUUGGGGUAUUUGGGAUUCCCCUUCAAAGUAAUCGAAUUUAUUAAAAAUAAAAAUUGUUUUAUUGUUCAAAUUAAUAGUGAUUGUUUGUCCAAAUUGCAACUAAUCGUCAACAACAUUUUCCCGGCACACUCACCUAUUGAAUUUUCAUUUAAUGGAACAAAUGGUGAAUCUAAAGUGAAAUUUGAAAUAUUGAAGUUUAACAAUAGCUUAUCUAGCUUAAUCGAUGAUGAUUUAGUUUUAAACACAACUUAA
Molecule: messenger RNA, 432 nt
Organism: Theileria orientalis strain Shintoku
Lineage: Eukaryota; Apicomplexa; Aconoidasida; Piroplasmida; Theileriidae
Exons: 3
Coding region: 1-432 (143 amino acids)
Source: RefSeq, a predicted model, not a curated record